AUGAUGAACCACCGCAGAGGAUCUACACUCGCGAAAAAUGCGCACAAGCCAAGGCACUGGCACUUAGCUGCAACACUCCUCUGUUGCCUGGUCGUUAGAUUAACCACCUUUUAUGUCACACACAUCCUACACGAAAGUGAAUACAAAUACAUUGACCAGUUAAUAGGGGUUGACAGGGAAGGGAGUCCCGACCAUGGAGGUCUCCAAAAAAGAGCACGUCUUUCCCACCAGGGAGAGGGCACACAUUAUUUGCACGCCGAACAAAUCAACGAUACAAAGGACCUGCAAGAAUAUUUCCAAAGGAAUAAGCGCAAUAGAAAAAUGAAGCAGUUUUUAGUAAAACAUGAUUCGAUGCAUUACUCCUUCAACUCAGAUUUGUACAAUUUAAAGUACCUCUACGAAAGUGACCUUUUGGGACGGCUUUCAGCAGACGUUUACUCCUCCCUGACGGUGCGCAUAAACCCCCUGCUGCUUAAGGCGCUGCAAUUUGUGCUCUUCAGGGGUAUCUGCAAAGGGGAUAGAAAUGGUGGAAAUGCUAAACGCGGGGCGUACCCCUCCCCGCUGAACAGACCUGAAGUGCGUUUCUUCCUCCUCAUCUGUGCAGUCGAUCUGCUCAUAGGCGUCUUCCUAUUCCUAAUAGUGCAACGCCUAGCUACGUGGGAAGCCUACUUCCGCUAUAAGAAUCAGAAGCGAAGCCUCUCCCCCCAACGGUCUAUACAAAACCUCAUUGCAACGCUCGUUGUAAAUGCAAUGCUGCUCUACGUCACGUCAUUUCACUUCAUCCUUGUUCUCAUCGGUGUAAAUAACCUCGUGGUUUACAUCCACCAGGGGAUAAUAUACAAGCACAAACUUAAGGUGCCAAUAAACUCCCUCCAAAUGUUUCUGAUUCUUCUGCAAAAUUUGGCUUUGCUCAUCGCAACGCUGGGUGUGUAUGCUCUCCUCCUGCUGGCCUCUGCCUACGUCAACUCGGGGUCUUGGUCCUUCCUAAACAACACACUAAUUAACGAAUACAAGGUCCUCUUCCUGCUGCCCAACUUGGGAAAUUAUUGGUACCUCUUCUCCACGAUGUUCCGGGACUACUACCACUCCUUCCUGUUCCUCUUCCAUUUCCACGUGUUCCUCUACCCCCUCCCUCUCCUCUUCCGGCUGGUGAAGACGCCACUGAUUUAUUUAAAAAUCAUGAUUUGUAUUGCCCUAGUUUUUCAUCCCAACAUAACGGUGAACGACAUUGUGUUUUCUUUGCUGCUGCUCGUAAUUGAUUACAAAAGGACAGUUUAUGCCAUCCCCUUCGCCAAACUGAUAAUCAUACUGCUGGGAAACUUGGGACUCUUCUUCGUCACAACAAAUUUGUGGUUGCGCAAAAACACAGGAAAUGCCAACUAUGUCUUUUUUAACCAGUUGAUCGUUUUCAACAUAACGACUUUUAUCAUAACAAGUAGCAUAAAAUUUUACAUCCGCGUCCAAACGCCGGAGAGACAACUGCAGGAGGGAAAAUGCAUCGUCGUAUCGCAGGAGAAAAACAAGUUUAACCUUUUUCAAACUUUGAAGGAGACAUUCAUGUAG
This is a messenger RNA of Plasmodium coatneyi, 1563 nucleotides long. RefSeq lists its product as uncharacterized. Gene Ontology annotation, cellular component: membrane; GPI-anchor transamidase complex. Lineage: Eukaryota; Apicomplexa; Aconoidasida; Haemosporida; Plasmodiidae. Bases 1 to 1563 code for a protein of 520 amino acids. Gene Ontology annotation, biological process: attachment of GPI anchor to protein; protein localization to cell surface. The record is from RefSeq and is a predicted model, not a curated record. The transcript has 9 exons.